This is a messenger RNA of Esox lucius (northern pike), 4784 nucleotides long. RefSeq lists its product as uncharacterized. NCBI's taxonomy places the organism in Eukaryota, Metazoa, Chordata, Actinopteri, Esociformes, Esocidae. The coding region runs from base 72 to 3917 and encodes 1281 amino acids. The record is from RefSeq and is a predicted model, not a curated record. The transcript is spliced from 5 exons.
CGAAGAAGAAGCGGGAUGAAAAUUAUGGUGUGGAGUUGUUUGUUUGCAACGUGACUAUAUUUGGCUACCAAAUGUCUCAGUUACAGUUCUUAAAUGCGUUUCUUACGGAGCGUUUAACAGCGGUAGCGUUGGAGACAUCCGUUGUUUUUGAACGUAAGGUAAGCGAGUACCUGGAAGAAAUCAACCGCUCAAAUGAGGAAAACAAACGUCUAAAGAGGCUGUUGGAUUUGGUUUUCAACCCCGAAAUCAAGUUACACAGAACAGACUCCCAGCAGUUCUCUCUCCCUGUCUUUGAUGAUGAGCGGACUCCUGAGAGGAGCUCCAAUAUGGGGCAGGAGGAUGCAGCGACCCCACAGAUUAAAAAGCAGAAGGACCUCCAGACCAGACAAGAGACGGAUACCAAAGACUUACAAUUUAUUUCUGCCUGUGUGAGUAAAAGUGACAAUGAUCAGUACCCACUUCUGCCCCAACACAUGGACCAAAGGCCAGCCCUGGAGAACAGGGAGGACUCUUUGUACACCAACACAAAACAGAUCAAAACAGAAUAUGAUAAAGAGGACUAUGGAGUAUCAGAACCCACGGGUCACCACCAGGCCCUCUCUGUGGUAGAUCCAGACCUUUCCACAGCUCAGUGUGAUAACAGAGUAUGUGUUGAUGGGGCAGUAGAGAUUCUUCUUCUCUUUUCCUUUUCUCCAGUCCUACAGCGGGCCUCCCUCACUCCUUCUGAAGAGGAGGGCCCCCCUGAGCAUUCUCAGCACUGUGAGCGUAGCCCCACUCUGGGGCAGGAGGACCCAGGGACCACACACAUUAAAGAGGAAGAGGAGGAACACUGGACCAGUCAGCAGGAAGAGCAGCGGCAAAUUCUAGAGUCUGAAAUCACAGUGUCAGAACCAACCAGUCUGUGGAUAGUGUCAGAACCAACCAGUCUUUGCAGUGAUCCAGAAUGGGUUGGUGGGUCAGAAGGACACAUUCUGCCUACUGUCCCUCUGGCCCUUUCUGUCACAGAAGAGGAGGUUCUUGCUGAGCAGUGGAAGAUGAGCCCCUGUCAGAAGCAGGAAAAAACUGGUCCCAUAUGUAUUAAAGAGGAAGUGGAAGAACCGAGGAUGUGUCAGAAGAAAGAGCAUUUUCAGGAGCUGGAGUCUAAAAUCAGUGUAUCACAACCAACGAGUCUCUGGAAAUCAAGGGCCUCUGUAGCAAACCUAGACUGUUCUGCAGGUCUGAUUGAAAAUGUAAAUGAACACAAUGAUGGGAUGGAGGGACCCAUUCACCUUUCACACACUUCAGCCCUUCCCCUCUCUGAAAAACAGGUGCCCCCUGAGCAGCAGGACCCAGAACCCACAACAAUCAAAGAGGAACAAAAGAGGUUCCGAACCAACCAGGAAGAUCAGCUUCUCAUCAGAGUAUCAGAACCAACCAGUCUCUGCGCAGUACCAGAACCAACCAGUCUCUGUAGAGUAUUAGAACCAACCAGUCUCUGUAGAGUAUUAGAACCAACCAGUCUCUGCGCAGUACCAGAACAAACCAGUCUCUGUAGAGUAUUAGAACCAACCAGUCUCUGCGCAGUACCAGAACCAACCAGUCUUUGUAGAGUAUUAGAACCAACCAGUCUCUGCGCAGUACCAGAACCAACCAGUCUCUGUAGAGUAUUAGAACCAACCAGUCUCUGCGCAGUACCAGAAUCAACCAGUCUCUGUAGAGUAUUAGAACCAACCAGUCUCUGCGCAGUACCAGAAUCAACCAGUCUCUGUAGAGUAUUAGAACCAACCAGUCUAUGUACAGUACCAGAACCAACCAGUAUGUGUACAGUAUCAGAGCCAACAAGUCUUAGUACUGUUUCAGAACCAAAUCUCUCUGUAGAAAAUUCAGACCACUCUGCAACACAGAGAAAAAACAUAAAACAUAUUGUUGAUGUGGAGACAGUCAUUCUCCCUUCCCUGUCUCCAGACUGUCAGAGGCCCUUUCUCUCUGCCUCUGAAGAGCAGCAGGCGCAGAGACCCAGUCUGGGACAGGAGGAAACAGAGCCCCCAAAACAAGAGGAACCCCAGACAAAUCAGGAGGAAGAGCAGCUGGUGUCUGACAGCAGAGAAUCAGAACCAAACAGUGACCUUCAAGUUCUCUCUGUAGUGGUUCCCUGUGCGCAGCAGGACCAUGAGCAAGACAGGGCCUCCAAUCUGAGACUGGAGGACCCAGUGACCAGCCCAAAGGUUCAGUGUCUCAAGUCUGACAGCAGAGGGUCGGAACCAACCAGUAACUCUCAGCUCCUCUCUGUAGAACCUGCAGACUGCUCUGCAAUCCAGAGUAAAACCAGAGAACCUGUUGAGGACCAAGGACAUCUGUGUAGAAAAGUACGCAAGAGUCUCACCACUUAUUCAGAGGAUUUUAGUGACGAGGAAUCAGACGAAGGAUCAGAUUUCUCUAACUGGAGUGAUGAAGAGUUUUCUGAUGCCGACGGCAGCUCUUCAGACGGCAGCUUUUCAGGCAGCAGCUCUUGCAACAAUGAUAAGAACGUCCAAACAGACUCCAUUGCACAUCGUCCAGGGAAGAGAAGAUCUCCUGCUAGUGGCGUGGUGGAUGAGCCUUCAGCUCUCUCUAACCAGCAGGGGACAGAACUCAGUCCUUCAGACAGCAGUAAAGACACGAACAUCCAGACAGACCCUGUGGCACAUAGUCUUUCAAAGAGAUGUAAGAGGGAGGAUGGUCAUUCUCCAGAGAAUCUGGACAGUUCUACCACAGCUGCCCAAAGAGCCACAAAUGUAAUGCCCGUUAUCGACUGUGGCAGUUCAAAUAAGCAUUAUUGUCUGUACUGUGGAAGACCUUGGACUAACAUCUCCAGACACCUGCUGCAUGCACAUCGACAUGAACCUGAUGUCGCCAAGGCCUUAAGCUUCCAGAAGAAUUCGACGGAGAGAAAGUUUAUGUUGAGUCUUCUGAAUAAGAAAGGUAACUUCGUCCACAAUGUGGUGGUGGCCAAAGAAGGGACGGGAGAGAUGGUUGCCUGUUCCCGGCCUAAAGUCCCGCGCCUCUCACCGGACUACGCCCACUGUAUACACUGUCACGGUCUGUACUUACGGAAGUCGCUAUGGUUACACAUAAAACACUGCCCCCAGUGCCCCCAAGUGCACAUGCCAAAACCCGGAGAAAGGAAAAGGAUCCUGUCAAAUAUUAAAUCCAUGUCAUGUCCCAAACCCGACUAUGUCAGCACGGGUCUGUGGGAAUUAGUCUGUGGUAUGACUAUUGGAGAAGUUUCAUUAGUGGUGAGAAAUGAUCAACACAUUCUCCUCUGUGGCGAGGAGAUGUUUAACAAACUUCAGUCACAUGAGAAAAGCGUGAAACCCAUUUCUCAGAGAUUGAGAAAUUCGGCCAGGCUGCUCAUUGCAGCCCGGGAGUGCACACCCCUGAGGAGCUUUGAUGACUUUGUCCUGCCGGCUAAUUUGCAUCACGUCAUCACGGCGGUGAAAGCAGUAGCUGGCUACAAUGAGGAGAACAAAGUCUACGACCGGCCGUCACUGGCUCUUGCACUCGGACAAAGCUUAUUGAACAUUGCCCGGACCGUGGAAUUGUGCGCGCUGAAGUCGGGACAACAGAUGAUUGCUGAAUCUGCAGAAAAAUUCCAAACUUUCAAGUGGCAUGAGGUGAUUAUGGCAGGAGCAUUGUCAACUCUCAAUGAGCAAAGAUACACAAAAUGUUCCAUCCGUGUUGAGCCAAAAAGAACCCAGCUGGCCAUGGGAAGGGUCAAGUGGACCGAUGCAGAAAUAGCAGCUGUAGAGAAACGCAUGAUGCCCUUCCUGAAGAGUGCGACAACACCUAGGAAGAAGGACUGUGUCAAAUGUCUCCAGUCAGAACCUGAGGCCCUCAAAGGCAGAACCUGGUCGGGCAUUAAGUUCUACAUACACAACAGAAUCAGAAGUAGACAGUGAAUUGUUGGAAAUUGUGUGGACAGCAGCGAAGACCUGAAAUCAAACCCAGGUCCACAGACUGUCGGUUUAUCGCCUUAGGCCAGGGGUACCUAAACGGCUGUCCCCGAGGGUCGCAUUUGGUUUUCAGCAAGCUCAAGAGGUCUGCACAAUUUAUUUUUUUAAUUGGUAAACAUGUGUCCUAAAAAUGAGCAAUAAAUGUACCUUUACUCUCACAAAGGGAGACUGACUGCAUUAGUUUUUUCAGCCAUUUAUCAGGGUGGGUCUAAUGGGGGCGACAGAUGGCCUGGACCAACCUGAAGGUGCUCUGGAUUGAACAGGCUGACAAAUUAUUAACAAGGCAUAGCAGUGAGUGCAUUUGAUUUUCAGACUUUUUUUCAGACCGGUGCAUCAUGGGAAUUGAACCCCUCUUGAUGGACCGGUCAUGCUUUAUGCUCGUCUUGCCCUACCAGCUAGGACACACUAGACUACCUCUAUGCAGAAUAUUUCCAGAUCAUUAAUAUGCCUCGCCCUGCUCUGGUCCGAUCUCGAUAUGCCUCGCCCUGCUCUGGUCCGAUCUCGAUAUGCCUCGCCCUGCUCUGGUCCGAUCUCGAUAUGCCUAGCCCUGCUCUGGUCCGAUCUCGAUAUGCCUAGCCCUGCUCUGGUCCGAUCUCGAUAUGCCUAGCCCUGCUCUGGUCCGAUCUCGAUAUGCCUAGCCCUGCUCUGGUCCGAUCUCGAUAUGCCUAGCCCUGCUCUGGUCCGAUCUCGAUAUGCCUAGCCCUGCUCUGGUCUGACCCCUAUAAUGCAAACCAGUUUUUUUUUUAUUACUUUGAAGUCCAAAGAAUGAUAUGGAUAUGUGUUAUAGAACAAAUUAAACAAAUGUGAAUUUUU